AUGUCUCCCCAACAAGACAACAUUCAACAGUUGUCGGCGAAUACCGGUGUGUUUCACUCCGAGCGCCUCCUCGAUUUCUCUGAAGAAAGUAUCAAUAUUGGCGUUCAAAAAUCACAGAAACAACUUGCAUGCGCAAAAUGUCAUACUCAAAAGCUACGAUGUGUUCGAAAGCCACCUGGUGAACAUGCCUGUGAUCGUUGCCUGGCUACCAACGUCGAGUGCGUUUCCAGACAGCUACAGCGCACGGGCAGACCAGCAGACUACAGUCGUCGCAAUAACCAUAAUGCCAGCGCCAGCAUAAAUGGUGCUCGGUACAAAAACAAAUCCCGAUAUGGCGGUAAAAGCCGUAGAAUUGGUAGCACGACAAGUUCCGGGAGUGGAUUGAGGCAUUUGUCCACGGCAGAUAGUGAUUGCGGGGUUAUAGCGUGGUCUCCGUCGGCUGACGGUGACUCCACAUCUAGCUGUAGGGGUGCCGGCGCUGGUAUUGAAUUUGCUGACCUAUCUCCGAAUAAGAUUGACGUUGCCAUGUGCCAGCCUGUGGACGUAUCUGUGGAGAAAAACGAAAACGUGGGUAACAGUAGCAGCACUAUUGUGGCACAAAUCACUCCAACCUCAUACACGGGUUCGGAUCUUGAUAUUUGGUCGUCGUGGGCAGUUCCAAAUCAACUAAAUUCUUAUUCGGAUUCUCCCUUUGCUGGACUAGAAAAUUCGAACUCUUUGUUCCCACAGUAUAACGAUUUGCCGGAAAGCUUAUUUGCUCAUGGUGUUGAUGCGAAUACCAUCGGAGCAAGCACAGAGCCAGAUAGCAUCACAGAUUUACAGCCACAACUUGACGAUACGCCCUUUGAUCCAGUCGAGCAACUCACCAAGCUACACCUCGAAUUAUAUCGCUGUCUCAUCUCUGUCAAAGCCGUGGAAACAGCCAAGAAAGAUAAAAUGCUCAAUCCAUCCAAACAAGAUGGCAGCAAUCGACACCAGUUGGUUACAACAGCAAUUUUGGGCAAUAACCUACCUCCAAGCAAUGCUAAAACCGUAUCAGCUGGCUUUAUCAGCAGCUCGGACACCCAGGAGUUAACGACCACCGACGAAGCCGACACAGCCACAGGUCUCAUGAUCGUAAGCUGCUACAUGCGUCUCCUUCAAAUUUUCGACGUCGUGAUCUUCAUCAUUGAAACCCACCGCGAUUUCCAAUGUCUAGGAAGUUAUGUCGAGAUACGCUUUGGGUCUUUCGCAGCUAAAACCGAUCGCAUGCUCUCGGCCCGCUUGCUCGGUCAAUAUGUACUGCAUCUUCUGUGUAGAAUUUCUGAGGCUGUUGGCAAAGCUAUCGCCUCGCGCCAGCCGUAUGCUCUUGCGAUUUUCGAUGCGCGGAGAGUGGAGGCUAAGUUAAAAGAGCGCAUUGCGAUUACAUUCCACGAUUCUUGAGGGAAAAGGUUUUGUAUCGACAAGCAUCUCGUUUUUGGAUCGAAGAACUUUCGUCGAGGUAGAUUCGAGGACUUGAGAGAGGUUGAACUAAUCGUCAGAUGAUGUAUUUUUGCGCAAAGGGUAUUUUACGGGAUGCUGCAAGGCCAGCAAAGACCUUAUGAGUUUGGGUCCAGUAGUGAAGCGAAGAGAAUUAUCUAUAGGAGACCAUUACAUGCUCUGGGAGAUAUGAUCAGGUGACUCGAUCAUGUCAUAUCUGACAAGUCGAUGCCGACUCAACAGUUUACAGAGCAGGAACGUUUGUUUGAGAAAUGGAAUCUCUUUGCCGUUUGCGUAGAAAAUGAAAGUUGUCGGGGCUACUCGAUUCCUCAAUCCAAUCUAGCGGUGCAAUCAGUAUGCAGAGCUCCUGCUCGACAUCGUCAUUAUCCCGAGAGUUGUCCCAGUCUUGGUAGAUGCAGAAAGGUCUCUAGACGAUUGCACGUGAGCAUAGAGACAACUUCUCACACCAAGGAACCAUUGAGGUUUCGGGCAGGGAUUAUUGGAAAGUUGCACACGAAGGGCUGAAAAUAUUGGGAAGAGCAUAACAUUUUGUUCAGAAUUUAUUUGUUUAUUUCUAAUAUGUUCAUUUCUUUUUGGGUAUUCUCAAGCCCUCAGAUCCCGAUGGCUAAUGCCGGAAAGAUAAACUUCAAUCUGCGUCUCUCAAUUGUCAUUUCCCUUGCGUUUUUUCUUGAUGAGAAGAAUUCAUAAUGAACUUCACUUCCGUGCCAUCACAAACAGAAUAUACUUUAUUUGUCGUUCCAGCAAGUGGGGGCUGUUCUUCGUCAUUUGUUGAAACAAUAACCAUGGUAAUUAAUGAUCAAGCAAGGAGGACUUCAAAGUCUAAACGCCAUUUUGCCCCCAAGCUCCUUGUGAAAGCCAUUAAGCUUACAAUAUUUUUUAUCGACGCAAUUCAAAUGACAAAUCGGGUUUGGGUUCAGACAUCGCAUAGAUAAGUCGGUAGUGUAUUUUACUAUUCUAUUUGUUUCGGUAAAUCAGAUUGAGUUGCGAGGAGGAUUAACAAUUUGGACACUUCCAUUUUGGUAAAGUAUCCGAGUCCGAACGCGGGCUGCAGCGUCCUUUCUUUCCUGAGCCUUUCAGAUGGGUUAUCUCCUCUCAAUCUAUUCUUGCGUGUAACUUCUUCUU
Molecule: messenger RNA, 2601 nt
Organism: Botrytis sinoallii
Lineage: Eukaryota; Fungi; Ascomycota; Leotiomycetes; Helotiales; Sclerotiniaceae
Exons: 3
Coding region: 1-1422 (473 amino acids)
Biological process (GO): regulation of DNA-templated transcription
Molecular function (GO): DNA-binding transcription factor activity, RNA polymerase II-specific; zinc ion binding
Source: RefSeq, a predicted model, not a curated record